AUGGCGGCCGCAGCCCUAAAGGGAACGAUGCCGUCACGGGAUCAACCAGCGUCCGCGUUGUCGCCUUCAGGACCAGCUGCUGCCGAUCCACUCCUCAAGCAAGUGGUCGUCUGUGGCCUAGCUGCGUCCAAGAGCAAGCGUGGCAGAGGAACAUACGAGCUUGUUCGCAUUCUCUUCGACCCGGCAGCUUCCAGCAAUCUGUGUAGUGUGGAGUUGGACAAGAAGUUGCGUAACGACCGGCGCAGCGGCCGUUCCUCUAACAUAGUGGUGGAUCUCAAUGGUUAUGUCAGCACAGUUCAGUGUCGCGUAGCCAAAAUCCAGUACGACCUUAUUAUUGGGACGGAUUGGAGGCAGGAGAAUGGCCUGACUGCUAGCCGCAUUACUCGCACUCUUACCGUCGGCGGCUCUACUAUGCUACGCUACGAGGCCGAAGGACUUCGCACACCCGACAACAUCUGGCCAUUGCAAGUGGCUUUCGUGCUUGCUCCGCUUCACAAGCGCGGCAAGGCUGGCUGUACAACCGCUCUGCGCGACGACGCCUUCGCACUGAAAAUCGCCCUUUUACUUGCCCCGCUCCGCAUCAAGACCGAUCGUACAAGCUGCAGGCUAUGGAGCAGUAGGGCCGGUAUCAAGCAACAUGCUCCCAAGACGGGUGAGAAGCGUCCUGCCGGGGAACCGCCAUCGUCGUCUCGGGCUCCUCAGAGGGCUCGGAAAGCAGAAGGGCCUAUGGACAAAGGGAAGGGGAAGAGUGUUUCAGGAGGGGCUGGCGAGCCGGGCGAUGACGGUUCGGAUGACGAUGACGAUGAUGACGAGAAUGAUCCUGGGAAGAAGAAGCCGCCGGGGAAUGGACCCGAGAAGGUGAAGAAGAAGGGUAGGCAGGGUGUACAGCGACCGACAGCCCCCGUAGGUGAUAGGGGUAUGGGGUCUACUGCGCCAAGGACAGAGGCCGACGAAGAAGUCGCCAAGCUCGUUUCACUGCUACUGCAGUCGACAGAUCCGCAUCUCAAAAACACUCGGCGCAUUGCGAAGCUGAUGGAUGGUUUAACACUCCGCGACACCACAACGCCGAUGCCUCCGCCAGCGACCCCUUCGCGUACUCCUCAGCAGUCGAGAGCACCGGCGCAGCCUUCUCAUCCGACCGUCGCUGUACCAUCCGCUCUCCCAUACACCAGUCCUGCGCCAUCAGGUCAACCUCUUGCUGCUCCUACACCAACCCAGCCUUCUUCCGCCGGUCCUACAAUGGCCCAACAACCCUUCUCCGAUCCUGCGAUAACACAACCUUCCUCUGCAGUCGUUGAUUCGUCAGCCCAGGUACAAUUUCGAGCGAAGGUGUUCAACGCACAGCCGGUACCUGGACGGAAUGUGCAGCUUGCGCAGGUCUCGCACUUCAAGUCAAGCUGGAUGCUGGAGUUUGCGGACAUAGGUACUACAAAAGUGUUCUUUAGCGAAUCGGCAUCACAGCAAGGUUCGGCAGGACAGCCGAUGUCCCAUCCACAACAGGGCAUCGCCUCCGUUGGCUUCACCUCCAGCCGCCACCCCAUUCCGUUCUCCGUUCUAUCUCAGAAUACACCUACAACCACAGUUCGCGACGUUGCAGGUCGCAUUGCCACAUGCUUCAACAACUGGCCCUGGGAGCUGGACUAUGGCAAGUCCGACGCGCGGAAAGUUGUCAACUUAUGGAUCAGUCGCGCUCUCAUGGAAGUUGUAAAACGCGAUUCAGAGGCGGUUGAAUGCAAGCUCAACGCAGCUGGAACAGCAUUUUCAACCGAUAUCCACUACGUUGAUAAAGCGACCGGCAAGCUGGACAGUGUGACAGCGAUUGCAUCGAUUGUCGGUUACGAAACGGACCAGAUCGAAGUUCCGAAACCACCGUCGCGGCAAGGCACCAGGCAGGCCGUCGAGCAAGCGGGUAUGCAGGCCCCAAUGAACGAGCGGGAGGCUCGGAAAGCGCAGAAGGCUAAAGAUGUGCUGAGAUGGCUGGCGUUCAACUUUUCUGGAAUGUUUGGCACCCGCGCUCGUGUGGAAGAGUUGAUUCGCACGUACAAAUCGAAGCUGCAGGUGUCUCAAGGCCAAAAGGAGCUUCAAAGGCUCAUAGCGAAGCAGCAGGAGGCGCAGAGAGGUGACAAAGCAUCAACGAAGACCAGCUCUGGUGGAAGCCACCGCGCAAAGACGGCUGGCUCUGGUAUUACUCGUCGUGGGACUACCAAGAAUCCACACAAAGCUGGGAACUCUAAGCUCUUCAACUUGGGCAGGUGGAAAGGGGGUGGCACGGUCAAUGCAGUGAGAGCGCCGUCAGCUGUCCUCAAGACUCUUGGAUUGAAGACUCUCAACCUCUACAUUUACUCCAUCAACGCUGCGAGGGUGACUCCAGUGCUCGACACCCUGAUGCAGUUCUACCACAGCGGGGCAGACGUUCGGCGAGUGUGGAUUGAAGGCGCCAGGAUUGCGGACGAGGUCAAUCUUGCAAUCAGCGCAGGGAUCCCUCCCAGCUCACAAUGCGAUUGCGACAACACUGCUGCCAUCUCCGAGAUGCAUCCAUGCGAAGGGUGUGCGGAGGAAACGCUGUGCUUCAAGCGCGAGUUCGACUGGGCCGGCCGUCUGGUGUGUCCGGCGUGCUACGACCGUAGCAAAACAGUGGCAACGCGUCGCAAGAUGACAGAUCCAAGACUUGUCCAUUGCAGGGUGGCAGAGUCACUCCUCUUGAGCUUCCGCAACGAGUGUCGAACGCGCGGCAUCGACUGGGCCUCCCCUGAGAGUGAAGCCAUACUCACAAAGGCGACCGAUGAUGCGAGAAGUCAGUUGGACAAGGAUAGCAUCACAGAGUACGUGGACCAGUACACCAUGCUUUCUCACGAUAUGGGAGCGGCGAGGGCACCGAUCGGCAACAAUCCAUCCCGUCGUCGAUACGUGCCAGACCAACUCACUGUUGACGCUGUCUUCCCUGAAGGAGACGAGGAGAAUCACGGCUUGAAGCACUCAGCGGGCAAUGUCGAGAUUACAUCUGUGACAUGCAACCAGGCAAAAUGGAUCCAUCUUCCUGGUGUGUUGCACGUCAUCGGAGAGUAUCUACGAUCUUCUCGCGAUUCCACCGCAAGGAAGAAGCUGCUUAAGGCCCUCAUGUCGCUCACGCAAGCAAGGCUGAAGCACAAGUACCUCCGCGGGGAUUCUGAACGCACGAGAUUUCGCAAGUGUAUGGCUGAGAUGAUGCGAGGCGAGACUGUGCCGGGUGUGCAUGGACCUUGGGAGGCUCACAGCCAAACCUUCACGGCUCACCGCGCACCAGCACUUUUCGACAAGGAUACAGACAACAAUCUUUGGGGCGAAGAAACGUACAGCCGCAUCCAGAAGUGUGUUUCAAGUACUGCAACGUUCUUCGGGGUGGAAGACAAGCUGUUCAGGUUGCGCGAUGACACACUAUGGUUUGGAGACCAGCACAGCAACCCGGACCGGCUUGACCGUAACGGUCUAUUCACUCUCUUCCGCGAGCGCAUUGCAAGGAUGCGCCUGGAAUGCAACAGGAAGUGGGUGACCAAGGACGACGAGGAGACGCUCUGCAACGAGACCAUGUUCCAGAUGUGCGCUUCGAUGACUGAGAAGCCUGAGCUGCAGUGGCUAAGGGAGAAGUAUGGCGACCGCCUUGGCCUGCCACUUACCACCUUCAUCAACUCUCCACUUCGCUUCAGCAUUGCUCAUAGACUCCACGGCUUUCAAAUGACUACCGGCUGGCCAACGUCGCCGUCCGAUGUCAGCGAGCGUGUCGAUGCUGAGAACAACAUACUCAUCGAAUCGUGGUAUGUCAACAUUGCUAAGAUGGACAUGGCAGACGAAUACUACGACAUGCUGGACCGCAUUCUUGGAGCGACCCAGAUCAAGACGGCCCGCUACGAUCCAGAUCAUCCGUUCGUAGAUGCCGAUGAGGUGCGCACGUAUGAAGGGGAUGAAGACGUCUUCGCCCGCGAUGAUUAUGUGCUGCCGGACUUCAACGACGAUGUCGUUGAGGUACGUGAGGGUGAGGUCAAUGAGGAAGCGGCUGAUGAGGAAGAUGGCAGCGACGUUGAGGGUGAGGAGGAGGGCGAGGAUGUCGGUGACGAAGAGCAGUGGGCGGUGGGUAACGAUGCUGGAAUGGGCAACGACUUCGCACAAGACGUUGGUGGCACGACGAUUCCGACAUCUUCGCACGCGACGAGCAGCCUUCUGCCGCCUCCAGCCGUGCCCGCCGCGCCGUCGCCGUCCAGCGGUACUGGGGCUGACCAGCGCCCGGCUCCGAAGAGGAUAAGCAUGAGCGAAUACACGGCACGCAAGACGGCGGCGGAAGAGGACGGACAGGCUCAGGCGGCGCAGGAGCACGACAGCUCGCGGUCUUCUGUGGCGGGCCUGUCGGCAGUUGGUGGAGAUGUUGAAAUGCAGGACACUGCGUACGGAGCUGUGCCGCAAGACACGGUGACUGGGUUGCAGCACGGCCAACCGCCUCAGCCGCCGCAACGUCCGGCCGCACCCACCACGCCUGCGACUGGAUCACAGCACGCCCAGCCGCAACCGAUGGAUGAACAUGAUCGGUGGGUUGCACCAGGCGGUUACCGGCCAGUCUCGCCUGUGUUCGGCCCGCAACAACUUGCGUUCUUGACUCGCGAAGCCCGCGAAAUGGUUCAGACCACCUACCCGCAACAGUUUGUCGAGAACGAAGAGGUGACGUUGGGGCUUGCUAAGCUGAUCCACGUCGCGAGGAGUGGUGACCAGUAUGCAUGGAAUGCGGCUUAUGUGGAACUGAUGGAAACUUUGGGGCGUCGUUGA
Saxophila tyrrhenica is the source of this 4791-nucleotide messenger RNA. RefSeq lists its product as uncharacterized. The record is from RefSeq and is a predicted model, not a curated record. The coding region runs from base 1 to 4791 and encodes 1596 amino acids. The transcript is spliced from 3 exons. NCBI's taxonomy places the organism in Eukaryota, Fungi, Ascomycota, Dothideomycetes, Mycosphaerellales, Extremaceae.